Molecule: messenger RNA, 321 nt
Organism: Acanthisitta chloris (rifleman)
Lineage: Eukaryota; Metazoa; Chordata; Aves; Passeriformes; Acanthisittidae
Product: cytochrome c oxidase protein 20 homolog
Exons: 3
Biological process (GO): mitochondrial respiratory chain complex IV assembly
Cellular component (GO): mitochondrial inner membrane; mitochondrion
Source: RefSeq, a predicted model, not a curated record
UCCUUCAAACUCCUGGGAUUUCUGGAUGUUUCAAAUGUCCCAUGUGCACGAGAGUCAUUGCUCUAUGGCUCCCUGGGGUCCUUUGUUGUGGGUCUUGGACAUUUUCUAGCAACAAGUAGAGUUAGAAGGUCUUGUGACUUUGCAGUCGGUGGCUUUAUUUGCACCAUGUUGGGAUGCUGGUUUUACUGCAGGUACAAUCGGGCCCAACAAAGGAUCCGGCAAAGAAUGCUUAAAGAAGGAAUGAGGAACAGAAUCUUAUUUGAAGGCAGUUCUCUUGAUCCAGAAAUAAAACAAACUGACAGUGAAAGAAGCAAUUCAUAG